AACCUGGGCGAGGCCGGCAUGCUGGAACUGCCCGAGGCUGUGGCCCAGCUGCCCUCGCUGCGCAAGCUGUGGCUCACGCACAACGCGCUGCGCGCGCUGCCCGACGGCCUCGCGCGGCUGGGCCGCCUGCAGGCGCUGCUGGCGCCCGACAACGUGUUCAAGGAGCUGCCGCCGGUGGUGACCCGCCUGGAGUCGCUGGAGCAGCUGUUCUUCAACCUGAACCCCAUCCGCGAGCUGCCGCCAGGCAUCGGCGCCCUCACCAACCUGGAAUGGCUGGACUUGAGUGAGUGCCAGCUGGCGUCCCUGCCCCCCGAGAUCGGCGCCCUGACCCGCCUGCAGCGCCUGGACCUGCACAGCAACAAGAUCCCCACCCUGCCCCCCACCAUCUCAGCCCUGGCCAGGCUGGACCGCCUCUCGCUGCACAGCAACGACAUGACGCUGGUGCCUCCAGAGAUUGGGGCCUGCACCGCCCUCACCUGGCUGUCCCUGAACGCCAACAAGCUGCGCGUGCUGCCGCCCAGCAUCGGCGCGCUGACCCGCAUGAUCCGCCUGUCGCUGCACAUCAACCACCUGGAGCACCUGCCGCCCGAGAUUGGCAACCUGGUGCACCUGGAGGCGCUGAGGUGUCUGUGGCUGUACAGCAACCAGCUGACCAGCGUGCCGCCGGAGCUGGGGCGGCUGACGGGCCUGAAGCGGCUGUGGCUGGACCGCAACCGGCUGGAGACGGUGCCUGCUGAGCUGGCGCAGCUGAGCAGCCUGCAGGAGAUCUACCUGGACCAGAACCCCAUCAGGCAUGACCAGCUGCCGCCCCAGCUGGCGCUGCUCCCC
Messenger RNA from Chlorella variabilis, 828 nucleotides. RefSeq lists its product as hypothetical. Lineage: Eukaryota; Viridiplantae; Chlorophyta; Trebouxiophyceae; Chlorellales; Chlorellaceae. The record is from RefSeq and is a predicted model, not a curated record. The transcript is spliced from 6 exons. The annotation marks the transcript as partial. Gene Ontology annotation, molecular function: protein binding.